Molecule: messenger RNA, 705 nt
Organism: Bacidia gigantensis
Lineage: Eukaryota; Fungi; Ascomycota; Lecanoromycetes; Lecanorales; Ramalinaceae
Exons: 1
Coding region: 1-705 (234 amino acids)
Source: RefSeq, a predicted model, not a curated record
AUGGAUUUCACCACAGUCUCCACCAUCAGGAAGAAUAUGGAUAACUUGGGUAAGAGGGCGGCAGAUAUUGUGUCUACAAUCCAGGCUCCACCUGAUCAAGAGACGGAACCAACAUGUGACUGCCCACCAUCACAAGUGUCCCAAUCUCCUAAACCUAAAGACUAUACGGAUAAGUACGAACUCAAGUGUGCUCGGGCGUCGCUCGGGUUCAUGGCUCGUAGCUUGGACAGGAACUCUUCCGGCUUGGAAGAGAAUAGAAAGUCGAUAAAAGAUUGGAAGCUGAGAAAGAAAUGGUGGGAUUUCAUUGACAGCAAGAAGGGAAGUUGGACUGAGUUCUCGCACCAAGAAGGGGUGCCCAAUGAUCUUGAGCAUAGCCAGAAAAUCAGGGAAAGCACGAGGAAAAAGGACGGUUUGAGGUACCGGAUCGAACUUGACCAUUUGAAUGAGCAAUGUCGUCAGCUUGAACGCAAUAUACCAAGAGACUUCAUCAUUGCUGAGGCGCAUUUCUACCUUCAUCAUGGACCUCAAAAAGCUCUCAAAAAGUCUCACAGACACAGUCUCCCAGCUCUAGGACAUGAAAACAAAGGAAAUAUGAAGGAGGUAUGGUAUCUUACAGACAAGCCAGAGUUCAAAUACGAAACGACGCCGGACUACUAUUCUUGGCUAGCCUACGCUGAUGGUCAGGAGGGCACUAUGCCUGAUUGA